AAAUUCCGGAAGGAAGCCUACUUUCGGUUUGCGUCAGAUCUGAGGUCGAAAAAGGGACGUCCGCUUACGCAAUAGCAGACGUCUUUGAAUGACUGAAAACAUGGCCUCCGUGGAUACAACUGAAAACAUGGCCUCCGUGAAUACAACAGACUCAAGAAUAAACAAAAGCACAAGGACUAAGCCCUUAUGUACCAAUGGUGUUUACAAAAAUCCCUGGAAGACAUGGAAAGAUCCUGAUUUUGUACUUAAAUUUAUGUAUAAAAUGUUAAUAGCUGAGAAAGACUGCAGUAAUAUUCCAUGUAAAACACAAGAACUGGACAAACAUUUACCAGUCCUAACGCCUGAGUUUGACCAGUUAGAGAAUCCACCUAAUUCAGGUGUCCAGGCCACAUGGAUAGGCCACGCUAGUGUACUGGUCCAACUGGAUGGUAUCACCGUACUGACCGAUCCAAUCUUCAGUGACCGAUGCUCCAUGGUUCAGUGGCUAGGACCAAAGCGAUACCGCCCUCCCCCCUGCAAGGUUGAUGAUUUGACAGUUCUGGAUGCUGUGGUGAUAAGCCACAACCACUAUGACCAUCUUGACCACGGAUCUGUGGUCAGUCUGAACAGAAAGUUUGGGGACAAGUUGUGGUGGUAUGUUCCCAUUGGAACAAGGCAGUGGAUGCUUAAUACCGGGUGUAAAAACGUUGUGGAACUGUCAUGGUGGGAGGAACACCAACAUUCUCCUAACCCAAACAUAAUGUUUGCUCUGACCCCAGCACAGCACUGGUGUAAACGGACGGCUACAGACACUAAUAAGGUAAGUAGGUGUCAGUUUGGUGUGACAGCUACAGACACUAAUAAGGUAAGUAGGUGUCAGUUUGGUGUGACAGCUACAGACACUAAUAAGGUAAGUAGGUGUCAGUUUGGUGUGACAGCUACAGACACUAAUAAGGUAAGUAGGUGUCAGUUUGGUGUGACAGCUACAGACACUAAUAAGGUAAGUAGGUGUCAGUUUGGUGUGACAGCUACAGACACUAAUAAGGUAAGUAGGUGUCAGUUUGGUGUGACAGCUACAGACACUAAUAAGGUAAGUAGGUGUCAGUUUGGUGUGACAGCUACAGACACUAAUAAGGUAAGUAGGUGUCAGUUUGGUGUGACAGCUACAGACACUAAUAAGGUAAGUAGGUGUCAGUUUGGUGUGACAGCUACAGACACUAAUAAGGUAAGUAGGUGUCAGUUUGGUGUGACAGCUACAGACACUAAUAAGGUAAGUAGGUGUCAGUUUGGUGUGACAGCUACAGACACUAAUAAGGUAAGUAGGUGUCAGUUUGGUGUGACAGCUACAGACACUAAUAAGGUAAGUAGGUGUCAGUUUGGUGUGACAGCUACAGACACUAAUAAGGCUCUGUGGGGAAGCUGGGUCGUUAAAGGACCUAAACACAGCUUCUUCUUCGCUGGUGACACAGCAUACUGUGAAGGCUUCAAAGAAAUAGGGGAGGAGUACGGGCCAUUUGAUCUGUCUGCAAUACCUAUUGGUGCAUACGCACCACGGUCAGUGAUGGCAGCCCAGCACGUGGAUCCAGCAGAGGCUGUACAAAUCCACACAGAUGUCAAGUCAAGGAACUCCUUAGGGAUCCACUGGGGAACCUUCAAACUUACAUAUGAGUUUUAUCUGGAACCACAGACUAGGCUGCCUGAAGAACUGAGGAAAGCUGACUUGUCUGAGGACUGUUUUGUAACUUUAAAACAUGGAGAAACCAGAAUAUUUGGGGAAUAACUUAUUAAUAAUAAUAGUAAUGAAAUCUCACCGUUUAAACUUGCUUCCUUGUUGUACGUUUCAUUGUUACAUUUUGAUAAACUAUGUGAUCUAUGUAUCAAUGCUCGUCCGUAGUGUCAGCCUCAGGGACAAUGUUUUGUUUUAAAUGCUGUGAUAAUAAACAUAGAAAGCUACCAUGUCAUUAUUGAUUCAUAGAUUAUUAUACCUGCUGACGGUUUAAACAAUGCUGUUGUUUUUCUAUAUCCAUGCUUCGACCAAAGUCUGGGGUAUAUAGUAUUCACCCUGUCUCGCCUGUCCGUGCUGACCGAGGUUUCUGGAGCAUAUCUCAGCCAUGAUUGGGCAUCUAACUUCGUUUAUAGAUACGUCAUUUGAAGGCUGUAUGUUACAUCCUAAAAUGAGGUGACUGUGACCUCAAUUUGACAUUUGUCCUUGACCUCAAGUUCUUAAAUAAUGGUUUUCAGAGCAUUUGUCAGCUGCUUUUUAAUGAAUGAGCAUCACACUUUGUAUGUAGAUACAUCAUGGGGAUGUGGUGUGUAACACCUGAAAACGAGGUCACGGUGACCUCAAUUUAACAUUUUUCCUUGUCCUCAAGUGCUUAAAUAAUGGUGCAUAUCUCAGCCACUGUUUCAUGAAUGAUAGGUACAACAUGGAAAGGCUGUGUGUUGCACCCUGGAACGAGGACACUGCGACUUCUUUGACCUUGACUUAAGUACUCUAACACAGUGUAAUACAGGUUUCUGCAGCAAAGCUCAGCCGCUGUUUCAUGAAUAGAUUUUGAACAUUGUAGAUAUUUGGGGAGGGGGGUUUCCAUGAAGUCCAAUCAUGGAGUUAAUUUAAUCUAGUUUUUAUUACUUUUACACCAUAUCGCUAACAUCCAUUUGGACUGGAACACGUUUUAGUUUGAUAUGUUUUCAUUUGUUAGACAUACCAAAUCAAUUUUUAAAACUGUUUGAAGCAUUAUUGAUUUUUUUAUGCUAGUGACAUUACUGUACAAUGUAUGAAUUUGGUGUUUGAUUCAUUCGACGGAUGGAUGGACAAUAUGUUUUAUGUAAAAAAAUGAUUGCAUUUAAGAAUCAAAUUAUAUUCACUUACAUACAUAGUAACAACAUAUACUGUAAAAGGGAUUUUUUUGCUGAUUUCAUAAUUUGGCAGUUCUGGUAUUCUGUGAAAAAUACACUCAACAAAUUUAAUGGCAAAUCAAAUCCAUCCCUACCCUAAUAUACCACUAGACCAGAAAUCUUUGAAAUAUUGAUCCCCCAAAGUAGACAAUUUUAGCAAAUCAGCGAAAUUUAACCCUUUCACCCCUAGGUAACUUUAGUAGACUACCAUUCAUUGAUCUGGAUGAGUCCAUUAUGGUCUACAGUGUUGAAUGGAUUAAAGACUGAACUUUUUUUUUUCGCUUUUGUUAAUGUUAGAACACUGUGUUGUUUAUUGUCAAAACAACAUUUGUCCAAUAUUUCAUAUUUUGGUCAAACCAAUUUUCAAGAUGUGAUUUGGCUAAAUGGUUAACACCAGCCUUCUCAUAGUUGGCAAGGAUUCUGUCCCCAAUGUCUUCAUUGUAUGAAAUGUUUUCAAAGGAAGCAUUUUAAUUUUUAUUUCGCCCACACAAUUCCAGUACCCCAAGUGGAACAUAAAAUGAUCUGAGGUGUGUGCUAGUGUCUUUAAAUGAGGUGAAACUAUGGGAAAAAAAUGCUUUUAAAAGCAUGGUCCCAUCACAAAACAAAACACCGUCCAAUACACCUCUAGCACAACAACAGACACACACACA
Mizuhopecten yessoensis (Yesso scallop) is the source of this 3527-nucleotide messenger RNA. Its product is annotated as N-acyl-phosphatidylethanolamine-hydrolyzing phospholipase D-like. Gene Ontology annotation, biological process: N-acylethanolamine metabolic process; N-acylphosphatidylethanolamine metabolic process. The transcript is spliced from 6 exons. NCBI's taxonomy places the organism in Eukaryota, Metazoa, Mollusca, Bivalvia, Pectinida, Pectinidae. Gene Ontology annotation, molecular function: zinc ion binding; N-acylphosphatidylethanolamine-specific phospholipase D activity. The record is from RefSeq and is a predicted model, not a curated record. Gene Ontology annotation, cellular component: cytoplasm; membrane-bounded organelle. The coding region runs from base 89 to 1759 and encodes 556 amino acids.